Molecule: messenger RNA, 2433 nt
Organism: Meyerozyma guilliermondii ATCC 6260
Lineage: Eukaryota; Fungi; Ascomycota; Pichiomycetes; Serinales; Debaryomycetaceae
Product: protein kinase
Exons: 1
Coding region: 1-2433 (810 amino acids)
Biological process (GO): protein phosphorylation
Molecular function (GO): protein kinase activity; ATP binding
Source: RefSeq, a predicted model, not a curated record
AUGGAUAUUCCACUUAAAUCGAGACCCAAGGUCUCUAUGGUGAAUUUGAUCGAGGAGGAAACUUUCAACAAGGCAAGGCAAAAGGCAGACACUUCCAAAGAAGAAAGCAGCGACACAAUCCACAUCCCUCAUCAUCAGACCGAACCCCGCUUGACGCAAAAUGGCGACAAUAAUCACGGUUCUAAUUACAAACUUGUUCGAACAUUUUCGGAGAGUGAGGCCAACAACUUCGACUCCGAGACAGGCCAUAGAAUCUUUGAGGAUGGCAAAAUUAGACCGAAGACUUCGCGUGCCAACACCAAUCAAUCACAACAGGAGAGCCCUAUAAAGCUAUAUUCUCGCUCCCACAACGAGUACAUAGACGCUCCAGAUUCUGGCUAUGUUGCUGGACUUGAGGACGAGUAUAUACCGGGUCUUGAUUUCGGAGAUUUGAUAUACCGAUGGAAUAAAUCGUCGUCUGAAAACUUGAGCACUUACGAAGGAGAAGGCGUUCCUCGGAGCAGCGCAACAACAUCGAUAUCUAAUACUCCUCUGAGCCGCAACCAGUCCUACUUGGACCUCAACGAACUUCACGCUCAGGUAGCGCCCCAGCCUAUCAAGCUUCGAAAUCAAGAGAACAAAUUAUCGUUCACAAAAUUGCAUGAUGCGAUGAAAUUGAGAACUCCAUCGUCUAAUAGCCUUCAUGACCCGCUCAGCACCAGUGUUUGUAAGGACACAUCAGCUCAUCGAAGCAAGAAACAGAAGUCACAUCGCUACGUGGAUCAAGCACAUGGCGAUAUCAACUAUGAGCAAAUCAUAGAGAGUCUUCCAAGUAAUUUCAAUGAUCUUCCGUAUUCCCAGAGAAAGAAGAUAGUCCAGUCAUUCUCUGAUUCGAUUGACUAUUCCCAGUUUUCUCUUUUUGCCAAGGACUACUUGACAAAGUUCGGUGAAGGCCGAUCGUCAAGAAGCGGUUCUACCGCCGGGAGUCUUUCAAGGCUCUCGAGAAGAAACAGCACGGUCGCUGGUCGGCUACUUGCUUUAUCUUCUUCUUCGGAUAUCAAAAAGUUGAACGAGCCCAAGAAAAAAGUCAACGUAGAUGAAAAAGGAGCCCAGGUAAUGGAAUACGAGUUGGGCAAAAUUAUCGGGUACGGUGCCUGGGGUACUAUAAGAGAAUGCACGGAUGAUAAGGGGAAUGUCAGGGCCGUCAAAAUAGUCAAGUCAUGUCGUGAGAGAGAUGAGUCUCCCGCUCGUUCGCGAUCGCGGUCACCUUCAAGAAUUAAAGCAAACAAUAAUCAAGUGUUGGAGUUCUUCAAGAAGGAGAUAAAGAUUUGGGAGCAGUUACAUCAUGCAAAUAUCCUACCUUUGAUCAAGUAUUUGGAAACUGAGAACAUCAUUUUUUGUUUCACAGACAAGAUUCCCGGUGGAACAUUAUUUGACCAUGUUCUGCAAUGGGGUAUGUUUGACACUGGGUUAUCCAAUAGCGUUGGUCCCAUAACAUUCCUGCUUGAGGCGCAGAAGGAGCGAUUACUCCGGACCGCUUCUUUCGUGAAACAGAUUGUUGAAGGCUUGAGAUACAUGCAUCAAGAAAAAGGAAUCGUGCAUGGAGACUUAAAGCUCGAAAAUGUUUUGGUGGAUGACAAUGAUGCGAAUGAUAUCAAAAUGAUUCUCUGUGAUUUUGGCAUGUCCCGCGUCUAUACUUCGCGGCUCAAUCGGGCAGUUGCCGACCACGAGUCAUCGCCUACUCUCCGAAGCCGAUCGUCUUUCACGCGAACAAGAAAGCCGUACCAUGGAGGGCAUUCUAAGCACACUACGCAACUAUUUACUGAUGACUCCAAAAUUGGGCUCUCCAAUCUUUUCAAAUCUCAUGGUCCAUCGAUGCAGUCGGUCACUCUAACGCCUACAGAAUCUUUGUCUCUUGCAGAUGCGCAUGAACUUAAGACGAAAUUUAAUCAUGUGGAGACCAUCGAUUCGGGAUUGCCUCAUUCGCAUAUAGGCUCGCUUCCUUAUGCUUCCCCAGAAUUGCUUUUGCCGUCUCCACCCCCGCUCGGUCCGUCGGCGGAUGUAUGGGCUCUUGGGGUGCUUACGUAUACAAUGAUCGUCGGACGACUUCCGUUUCAACAUCCGUAUGAGCCACGUUUGAGGGCAAUGAUCACAGCUGGGCAUUUCGACAAAGACGAUUUGGCACUGGCUUGCCUCAUGCAAUGGAACCACACCACAGGCAACGGUUCUGCAGACGCUUCCAAUUCGGGCACCACCGAAGUCAUGUCAGGUUCCUCAUUUACCGAUGGAGGACGCGCCAGCGGCUUAGACGCACUAGCGCAGCAGUGGAGCAAGCAGGACUGCACUGAGUUCAAGUACUUGCAUGACUUGGUUAAUGGAUGUUUGGAGUUGAAUAUUACUAAGAGAUGGGAUUUAGAGAUGGUGAAGCGUUCGCUCGAAGCCACACAUUGUUAG